This is a messenger RNA of Capra hircus (goat), 1345 nucleotides long. RefSeq names its product zinc finger protein 501-like. The transcript has a single exon. Gene Ontology annotation, biological process: regulation of transcription by RNA polymerase II. Bases 30 to 1205 code for a protein of 391 amino acids. Lineage: Eukaryota; Metazoa; Chordata; Mammalia; Artiodactyla; Bovidae. Gene Ontology annotation, molecular function: DNA-binding transcription factor activity; RNA polymerase II cis-regulatory region sequence-specific DNA binding. The record is from RefSeq and is a predicted model, not a curated record.
CUACACCUGAAACUAAAGUGUCCCUUUCAAUGCAGGAAGUUUCUGAAGGAGUCUCAUCAGAAAGGGAGCUGAUAAUAGAAAGACUUAUAAAGGAUGAUUCCUGGGACUCCAGAUGGAUAAAAACCUGGGAAUGUGGAGGCAUGUUAGAAAGGCAGCAAGGAAAUCAGAAGAAAGAUUUAAGGCAAGUCAUAAUUAAGCACAAGAGAAAUCCUAUGGAGGAUUGUACUGAAAUCAGGGAAAGUUCAAACCCAGUUAAACAUCAGAAGAUUUACUCAGUGAAAAAGCCUUGGAAGUGCAGUGAGUGUGGCAAGUCCUUCAGCUACUACUCAGCUUUUAUCCUACAUCAGAGGAUUCACACAGGAGAGAAACCCUAUGUAUGUACUGAAUGUGGAAAGGCCUUCACCCGGAGCUCAUCUCUUAUCCAGCAUCAGAGAAUCCACACUGGAGAGAAACCUUACGAGUGUAAUGAAUGCGGGAAAGCUUUCAGUCACCGUUCAGCCCUUAUUCAGCAUCAUAUCAUUCAUACUGGAGAAAAGCCCUAUGAGUGCAAUGAAUGUGGGAAGGCCUUCAACCAAAGCACGUACCUCAUCCAGCACCAUAGAAUACACACUGGAGAGAAACCCUAUAAAUGUAAGGAGUGUGGGAAAGCUUUCAAUGACACCUCCUCCCUUAUUAAACAUCAGAGGGUCCAUACUGGAGAAAAACCCUAUGGGUGUAAAGAGUGUGGGAAGGCCUUUAGUGACAGGUCAGGCCUUACUCAACAUCAAAGAACUCACACAGGGGAGAAGCCCUAUGAAUGUAGUGAAUGUGGGAAGGCUUUCAGUUACUGUUCAGCUCUUAUUCAACAUCAAGGAACCCACACUGGGGAGAGACCUUACAAAUGUCAUGAAUGUGGGAAAGCCUUCAGUGACCGCUCAGCUCUCAUAAGACAUCAGAGAAUUCAUACUGGAGAGAAACCUUACAAGUGUAAAGAAUGUGAGAAAGCCUUCAGCCAGAGCUCAUCCCUGACGAAGCAUCUAAGAACUCACACUGGAGAGAAACCAUAUAAAUGCAAUGAUUGUGACAAAGCCUUUAGCCAGAGUUCUUCUCUUAUUCAACACCAGAAAAUUCAUGCAGGAGAAAAACACUACAAAUAUAAGAAAUGUGAGAAAACUUUCAGUGUGUGUUCAGCCUAUCAUCAACAUGGAGAAAUUCAUGAUGACUAGAAGGCAGUGAAUUGAUGAAGUAAUUAUGCACUAUCUCCUGAUUGUACAGACCUCCGAAUAUUGGUCUUCCCAAGUGGUGCCAGUGGUAAAGAAACUGCCUGCCAAUACAGGAGACAUAAGAGAUGGAGGUUCGAUUCUUG